AUGACGCUUGACCGUUUUCAUUCCAGUGAUGUCCACAUCAACGAGAACCUCGACUUUUCCUCCCUCGUCUCCAACCCUGUCCUCCUCAAGGGUCUGACAGAGUCCGGCUACCAACGGCCCUCACCGAUCCAGCUCAAAACUAUCCCCAUGGGCCGAUUGGGUCUUGAUAUGAUUGCUCAGGCAAAGUCUGGAACGGGCAAGACUGUAGUCUUUAGCGUCAUUGCCAUUGAGUCUGUCCUCUCUCAACUCCCCAAGGAUCUUCUCGCCAACAAUAUCAGCAGCAGCAGCAGUGGUUCUGGAUCCAAAAGUCAGCAGCAGCAGCAAUGUCCUAGAGCAGUGAUUAUUGCGCCAACGCGGGAGAUUGCGGUCCAGAUCCAGGAUGUCAUUGUCAACAUUCUUCAGGGAGGACUCAACAAGUUAAUCACCUGUGUCGCCAUGAUUGGAGGAAUGCCUAUCCAGAAGGACAAGGAGAAUUUGAAGCGGUGCUCGAUCGUUGUGGGGACACCGGGGCGAGUGCUUUCGUUGGUCGAGACUGGACAUCUGGACACCAGCCAUGUACGGUUGUUUGUGAUGGACGAGGCUGACAAACUCAUGGAGGAUCUCUACAGAGACGAUGUUUUCAAGAUCUGUAAGGGAUUGGGAUCCAAGAAGCAAGUUAUGGCGUUCUCGGCAACCUAUGACGAUGAUCUGUUGGCGCAUCUGGACAGGCUGGUCAAGAACCCUGUCUAUGUGAUGCUUACUAACGGGACUCCCGAGCUUGAAGGUGUGCUGCAGUUCUACAAGACUGUGAAACUUAGUCAAGAGCAACAGGCGAGCUCAGUCUUUAUGCGCCAAACACAUCUCAUGGAGGCGAAGUUUGCAGAGCUCGAGGGGAUCUUUACCCACACACCUUUCUAUCAGGCGAUCGUGUUUCUGAACCAUACAAGGCGGGCUACAGAUCUGGUCAAGUUUCUGGCGCGAAGAGGCUGGCCAGCUAUGCAUAUCGCCUCGGGAAUCUCGCAAGUCGAACGUUUGGCUGUCAUGGAGAAGGCGCGCAAAUUUGAGAUUCGCGUGCUUGUCUGUAGUGAUCUGAUUGCGCGUGGAAUCGACAUUGACAGGGUCAACCUGGUUGUAAACAUGGACCUGCCAAGAGACCCAGAAACCUACUUGCACCGUAUUGGAAGGACAGGACGGUAUGGAACCACAGGACUCGCAGUCAGCAUCGUCGACGAUACAGAGGUCAAAACGAUCGAGAUUCUCAAGAACGAUUUCUCGAUAUCGUUACACGAGCUUUCGGCGGACGACAAGACUUAUAGCGAUCUUGGUCAGCAGAGCAAGAAUGGACAUCAUACGCGACCGCUGCAGAUUGUUGCUGAUCAGGAGCAAUUCAAGCUUUUGGAGGCCGCGAGGAAGGACAAGGAGAGGGAGAUACGGGAUGCGGGAGGAAAGGGGGCUUUGGAUGAUGUUGAGUCUAGUCAUGUAGCUGAGUUUCAACAGGAGAGUCUGAAGAAGAAGAGAGCCUUGGAUGCAGCUGAAAGCAAGGAGCAGAUAGCUACAAAGCGCAAGGAGUCUCCUACACGCAAGAAGCGUAAACUGGACAGGAGGAUGCCCUUGCCCCUGCCCUCACCUGUGGCCUCUGAGCAGCCAGCCUCCGUAGCUGAACCUCCGCACAAAGAGACUUGGUCUCCAGAAGGCGAUAUUCAGCAUGUCGUCAACGGCGUGGAUGCGGUUCGUACAGAGGAAGCUGCCGAAGAGACCACCGAGUCGCAUGAUCAUUAUGCUGGCCAUAAUGCGUGGUACCCUCCUGCACCGGACACGACCGCUUUCCCAUACCUCAAUCCAUACAUCCCUUACGCACCUCCAGCAUACUAUCGUCAGUCCCCGUCUGCAUAUUCUCACCAUGUACCAUAUUCACACUACUAUCCCUAUCCUCAGAGCUACCCUCCGUCCACACCAUUCUUCCCACCAGACUUGCCACUCUUUCCCAACGGACCUUCAUUUUCUAGUCUCUUCCGAUAA
Messenger RNA from Linnemannia hyalina, 1998 nucleotides. The record is from the annotation of a GenBank genome assembly. NCBI's taxonomy places the organism in Eukaryota, Fungi, Mortierellomycota, Mortierellomycetes, Mortierellales, Mortierellaceae.